GUCAGGAAGAGCUUGCACUCCAGCUUAGCGUUCAGUUAGGCACAGACGCUCUCUCUCUCUCCUCUCUCUCUCUCUCCCCCUCUCUCUCGCCUUGGUUUCUUUUGGACGUUUAGGUGCAGCCUAACAAAACAAUAAGCAGCCAUGGAUGCCAUCAAGAAGAAGAUGCAGAUGCUCAAGCUCGACAAGGAAAACGCCUUGGACAGAGCAGAGCAGGCCGAGGGAGACAAGAAGGCAGCGGAGGACAGAAGCAAACAGUUAGAGGAUGAUAUGAGAGAGUUGGAAAAGAAAUUGCGCGUUACCGAGGACGAGAGAGAUAAACUGUUUGAGGAGUUCCAGACAGCCGAGGAAAAGCUGCUGAGCGCCGAGGAGGUCGCCACCAAGCUCGAGGACGACCUGGUAGCUCUGCAGAAGAAGCUGAAGGGAACCGAGGAUGAGCUGGACAAGUACUCCGAGGCUCUUAAAGAUGCCCAGGAGAAACUUGAGCUGGCUGAGAAGAAAGCCACCGACGCUGAGGGCGAUGUCGCUUCCCUUAACAGACGUAUCCAGCUGGUUGAGGAGGAGUUGGAUCGUGCUCAGGAGCGUCUGGCCACUGCCCUGACCAAGCUGGAGGAGGCUGAGAAGGCUGCUGAUGAGAGCGAGAGAGGCAUGAAGGUCAUUGAGAACAGGGCCAUGAAGGACGAGGAGAAGAUGGAGCUGCAGGAGAUCCAGCUGAAGGAGGCCAAACACAUUGCUGAGGAGGCUGACCGCAAAUAUGAGGAGGUUGCCCGUAAGCUGGUGAUCAUUGAGGGUGACCUGGAGCGCACAGAGGAGCGUGCUGAGCUUUCAGAAGGCAAAUGCUCUGAACUUGAGGAAGAGCUGAAAACUGUGACCAACAACCUGAAGUCACUGGAGGCCCAGGCCGAGAAGUACUCACAGAAGGAGGACAAGUAUGAGGAGGAGAUCAAGGUCCUCACCGACAAGCUGAAGGAGGCUGAGACUCGUGCUGAGUUUGCUGAGAGAUCAGUAGCCAAGCUUGAGAAGACCAUUGAUGACUUGGAAGAGAAACUGUCACAUGCUAAAGAAGAGAACCUUGAUAUGCACCAGAUGCUGGACCAGACUCUAAUGGAACUCAAUAACAUGUGAAGUGUCCCCCCUCCCCUAUUGUACACACAUGCAUUCACACAACACUGUGGUUUGGGCUUUUUGUACUCACGCCUUGCUUGAUAUAAAGCCUCGUUCCAUCCUUGGUUGGGAAAGAGAACAUACAGCCAGAUGCGAAUCUUAUUACACCAUCUUUCCUUCAAUGGAACCUGAUCUAGUAGCAAAGCACGAUGGAAGGUUUCAAAUUCUUCUCUUAAAGAAGCACAAAACGAGAAACUUUUUUUUUUUUGCAAGCUAAUUUUAUUCAUGCAAUGUCUCUGUUUUGCAGCCAUCAAUAUAUCAUUAAGCUUUAAGAAUUUUGACAAAUUACCUAGUGAUAUGACGAGCCAUUUGUUACAAAUUUUGUUUUACAUCCUUGUUUCAACCUGAGCCCAUAUCACACAGGUGUAUUAAAGAACAAAGUGGAUAAAUUUUGCACUUAAUUUUAAUAUCGCCUGCCUCCCACCCCACCCCAAGUUUUCUCAAAAGUAUACUAUGGAUGUCUUAUGUGUACUGGUGCUACUGUAUCGAGCAGUUUGAGAAAACCUUUUGGAGGGGUCUAAACUCCAUGUUGUCUUUGUCUAUUUUAAUCUGGUGCCAACAUGUACUAUUGGUUAGAAGAGGACUUUCCUCAUACCAAAAUGUUGUUUUUUUUUCCUUUUUCUCUUGAAUUAGAUCUCAGUACCAUGUAUGACCUCGCCUUGCCAACACCUUCCACUCGUCUGUUUGAAAUCCGUUUCAAUUUUCAUCUGACCUUAAAGUUAUGAUUUCAGUCAUAUGGUUGUGCAUUAUUUCUUUUUACCAUUAUUUUAUUUGUGGAUGUUUCAAAUGUAUAUCGUAUCUGAAAUGUAAAAACAAAGAAUUUAAAUAAAUAAAAGCACAUAUUUGAGAUUUUCUAA
This is a messenger RNA of Lampris incognitus (smalleye Pacific opah), 2018 nucleotides long. Its product is annotated as tropomyosin alpha-1 chain. The transcript has 10 exons. The record is from RefSeq and is a predicted model, not a curated record. Gene Ontology annotation, biological process: actin filament organization; cardiac muscle contraction. Gene Ontology annotation, molecular function: actin filament binding. Gene Ontology annotation, cellular component: actin filament. The coding region runs from base 142 to 1122 and encodes 326 amino acids. NCBI's taxonomy places the organism in Eukaryota, Metazoa, Chordata, Actinopteri, Lampriformes, Lampridae.